Messenger RNA from Rhodamnia argentea, 945 nucleotides. RefSeq lists its product as uncharacterized. Bases 1 to 945 code for a protein of 314 amino acids. The record is from RefSeq and is a predicted model, not a curated record. Lineage: Eukaryota; Viridiplantae; Streptophyta; Magnoliopsida; Myrtales; Myrtaceae. The transcript has a single exon.
AUGGAACUUGCCGUGCUUCUGAGUUUUGUCCAAACUCUGGUCGAAGCCCAAAAAAUCUUCCUCAGAAAUGGGAGGCUCAUGAUCUCCAUCGCCGCCUCCACCGUCUUGCUCUACUCUCUGCUGCUCCUCACCAACAUCUUCUCCGUCCGGCCCGCGGUCGGCCACCUCAUCGCCAACCAAAGCAUGUUGCUCAUCACCAGCCCCACCAGCACCGAGUACUCCUACCUCCUCAUGUCCGUCCAGAAGAACAUAGGCUUGUUCUUCGGCCUUGAGUGGGUCUUCGUCUUGCUCUACUCCGCCUGCUCGAUCCUCUUCUCGACCGUGACCAUUUACGCCUCCGCCACCACGCAUGGUGGCAAGAAUCCGUCCGCCUCGGACUUGGCUAUCGCGGUGGCUCAGUCCUGGACAAGGCCCUUCAUCACUUUCUUCUACAUCACCCUCUUCGGCAUCGGUUACCUAUUUCUUGUCCUAGCUCUGAUGGUCCCUCUCGCUCUGCCUAGGGCAAGUAUUGCUACCGUCAUCCUAUCCAUCUUGGCCGCUUUGCUCUACGCUCAUCUGGCCGUCGUUUGGACCCUCGGGCUCGUCGUGUCCGUGUUGGAAGAGGACAAGAGUGGACUCGAGGCGCUCGCGAAGGCGGGGCGGCUAGUGAAGGGAAGGGAAGUACAUGGGUUCGCGUUGAGCCUCGUGAUCGUGGUAUUAUCGAUCCUAAUGAGUCAGAUAGUGAGGUUCGUCUCGAUUCGACAAUCCAAUGGGGCAUACGUUGGGAUAGGCUUGUUGAUGCUGAACUCGCUGUGGUCGGUGAGGAUGUUUGGAUUGAUGGCGUACACCGUUUUUUACUACGAGUGCAAGAAGUUUCAUGGAGAAGAGAGUAACGAAUCCAUGGUUAGCUUGGAAUAUUCGAAGAUACCUGCUAAUACGCCUCUCAUUACAGAAAGCCUUCCUUAG